AUGGGACUCGGCGGGUCUGAUCCUCUUGGCCCCUUCCCCGCUCUGGAGUUGGGGCUGAGCGUCCUGUACACGCUCCUCUACGCCGGCCUCUUCCUCUUCACUUACCUGCAGCUUUGGCUGCUGUUCUACUACCGGGAGAAGCGGCUCAGCUACCGCACCGUGUGCCUCUUCCUUUGCCUGCUCUGGGCAGCGCUGCGCACCGUCCUCUUCUCUUUCUACCUGCAAACGUCCAGCCAAGCCGUGGAGCUCCGGCUCCAGCCGUUCCCACACUGGUUGCUCUUCUGCUUCCCGGUCUGCCUGCUCUUCGCCACCAAUUGCCUCCUCAACCUCUACUUCGCCGAGGUUAUUUUCAAAGUCAAGUGCGCAGCUGAGUUCAACAAAUACAAGACUUUCUUGUACAUGGGGUCUGUAUUCAUCAGCCUCCUCUUCAUCUUUGUGAACCUGACAUGUGCAUUAUUGGCACAGGAUAAUGUUCCAGAGGAUCAGCUAAGGUGGACGGUUUUUGCCCGGGCCUUGAUCAAUGAUAGUCUCUUCAUUCUUUCGGCCAUCGUGUUAGCUUGCUGCAUGUGCAAACUUUCCAAAGUGUCUUCAGCCAAUGUUUACCUCGAGUCCAAGGGCACAUCUCUCUGCCAAGCUCUCCUUGUGGGUUCUGUUGUCAUCCUUUUACACUCUUCAAGAGCUUUUUAUAAUUUGGUGGCAGUAAUGAUCACUCCAGACCAUGCACCUAGUCCAUUCAACUAUGGUUGGGAUAACCUUUCAGAUAAGCUUCAAGGAAAAGAAGUUAACAGUGAGGAGUACGUGGUCUUUGGUGUGGUGCUUUUUCUCUGGGAGUUCGUCCCAACCAUAUUUGUGGUACUCUUCUUCCGAGCGCAGAGGUUGGCCCAGAAUUUGGCACCUGCUGGAAUGAUCAACAGCCACAGUUACAGUUCACGGGCCUAUUUCUUUGACAAUCCAAGAAGAUAUGACAGUGAUGAUGACCUCCCAAGGCUUGGUGGAGGAAGCUUGGCUACUCCUCAGAAUUCUGGGUGGUAUGGCUCUCUGACAGGGAACGACAGCUGCAUCAUGAUUCCACCUUUGGUUGCACCUCCAAUGGAUGUUGCUCCACUGCUGUUCAGCCAUGAAAGCUUGGAAUCCAGAAGUCAUCACAGUUCACAUCCAAAGCCACCAAACUAA
Messenger RNA from Protobothrops mucrosquamatus (brown spotted pit viper), 1173 nucleotides. It is a transcript of the gene GPR137C, whose product is annotated as G protein-coupled receptor 137C. Bases 1 to 1173 code for a protein of 390 amino acids. The transcript is spliced from 7 exons. The record is from RefSeq and is a predicted model, not a curated record. Gene Ontology annotation, cellular component: lysosomal membrane. Lineage: Eukaryota; Metazoa; Chordata; Lepidosauria; Squamata; Viperidae. Gene Ontology annotation, biological process: positive regulation of TORC1 signaling.